This is a messenger RNA of Amoebophrya sp. A25, 3769 nucleotides long. NCBI's taxonomy places the organism in Eukaryota, Dinophyceae, Syndiniales, Amoebophryaceae. The record is from the annotation of a GenBank genome assembly.
GAGAAAUCCAACUCCCAAAAAUCCGAACUCAUCUAGGAUCCGUGAGCAGACACCACGUGCGGCGGAACAAGAGGGAGAUGCCAGUAUUAAGGCUUACCCUAAUAAUUGUACAUCUUCAGAUAGUACGUCUUGGAAGAGCUGUUCCACAACAAACAGCUUCAAGAUGAAUGUCAAGAUGGACUUGGAUGAGCUCUAACAGUAGGCGGAACUCUGCUGGGGAAGAGACGGAUGAAGUGCAGAUCUUCGAUGACAACGCUACUCCGAAGAGUUCUAGCAAGAUGGAAAAUCGAAAUGAUGGAAACAGAGUUCCGAAGACUUCUUCUUCGACAAACAAGAACGGGAGAAAGAACAAUGCCGUGAUCGUUGGAGCCACGGUGAGAGCAUCUUCGUCCACAGCACCCAGUAGUGCGAGACCCAGUAGCCCAACGAAGGUCGAGAAUGUCGAAGAACCCAGUCUGAUCCAGUCUUUCUACGGCAAUACGAGCAACUAUCUGGAGCUCUCGCGUGCGGAAGGCAGCCCUACGCGGAAGAGUCGGGACGCGAAACUAGCACAGGAUUACGAAGCGCUUCUGAAAGCGCACAAACGGGUGCUUCUGCAAGUCGAGACUCUGCAAAACUCGAAAGUCAGCGCGAUCGAACAUGACUUGUUGGUAAAAAUUGUUUUUUGUUUGUUUUUUUUUGGCCUGAGAAGAACACAAAACGGUAUCAAUGGUUGAGUAGAUUACAGUUUGCUUUUGUGUAGAUACUAGUAAUUGGUCGUUCGGAAGAUCGAGUAGAUUCCUGCUUCCUUCAAAUGAACCAUUUAUUCCCGCCUUCCGCAGACCAGCAAGUACAGACGAGCUUUGUCGCAAAUCGAGGCCCUGGAGAAUCGUGAGAUAGCAGCUGAAGAAGUUGCUGAAAAGGAUUUGGAAAUCCAAGAUUUGAGGCUUCAAGCCGUAGUUAAGGCUACAAGUAGAAGUCCAUCUUGUUUACAGGCAUGAAUCUUGGUCCUCCCGUUUUUCAACAGGGAACUAACGGGGACCCAAGAUGCUGGUGCAGAUGGAUUUCCCUUACAGUUCUAACGUAGAUUUGCGCAAGAAACUACGACUAAGCGUCGCGAAUUCCCUAGAGUUGAUGGGCGUACCGCCGGAUACGACGAGGAACCCCUAUGCAUUGUUUGACGAGUACGAACAGGAGAUAUCAGCUCUGAAGGCUGAAAUGCGAGCACUGCAGGACCGUAAUGUACGACUCUCGGUGGAAUUGGAAAAGUACUUUUACAAGCUUACUUCGAUCUUCACACAGUAACUCGAUUUUUCAAAGCUGUAGUUAGUAGUUGUGUUUACAACCGUUGGCUUUUUUUGAUACUCAAAAAUGUUGAUGUUUCAUAAACCUUAAAUUUCCAGGUUCCAAACCCCUUUUGGCACUCAAUCGGUUACGUCCUUGUCGGAUCCCAAAGGGGUUCCUAAGUUUGUCCGUGAAUUGCAGAAGGAGCUAAAUGCUCUCAAGAAGCGAGAGGAGGAAUUCUCACGGAGCGAGAGGAGCAACAGACUAGUAAGUCGCUGCGUGGCGGAAUUGACACAGAUUAUGGUUUUGUUUUCGGUGAGAAGAAAACUGUAUGUAGUUUAGUCAUGACCUAUGGCCGCUGGAGUUACCACUAUACCCUGUUCGAUGUAGAAGUCGAGUCAUUUAUGGUCCCCCUCGAGAGAGUUUGUUAGACUCUCAUUUUUUAAGCGAGUGUCCUUGAGAAAAUUUUGAACGAGUUCUACUUCUAACUCCCAGUUAUCCCGUGCCGAAAAAGGACUACAGGACGCAACCCGACGUGCAGAUUUGACUGAGAAGAAAGCUGAUGCAAGCGAACAAUUUCUCGAGAAGAUCCUAACCAAAGCUCGCGCGACCGAAACCGAGCUAGAAUCUGAAAAACGCGCCAAUGAGGGGUUAGAUUACGGCCCAUGUUGCGAUUACUUGUUUCAUAUUUGAAUCUGUGAUUCAGGUUGAUCUAGAUCAACUCGUUCUUUUGUACUUUUGUACUCUCUCUGCUUCAAAGCUCAUGGAUUCCACAGGUCAUUAUCAUUUCUUCCGUACUCUCUGCUUCAAAGCUCAUGGAUUCCACAGGUCAUUAUCAUUUCUUCCAGAUUUCCUUCUAAAGAUUUUGUUAAAAUAUACACCAGGGUUAUUCUUUUAGGAUUUAGCCAUCUCUAAUCACAAGCAGAGGUCGCCGGCCUCAAGGAAGCCUGUUUCCACCAGACCCAGUAUCGAAGACAGGAGUCACUUUUGACAAAGUUUUUACCUUUGUCCAAGGCUUUACAGCACAAUCCGGGUGUUGGGCCGGGAGGUGCCAGCAACGGCCAAGCGUCCGGUCAAGGCACCAACACUCGGGCUAGAUCGCGUGCUGCUUCACAAUCGCCUCGUUUUUCAUCAGUAAUAGAUUUGGGAGGUGACGGAGGUGGAGGGAUGGGGAAUAUUAUGAACUCACCUGUUGUAAUUGAGAUAAUUUUACCUCGAGCUGUAGCACUGUUAGCACUACCUAUGUAUUCAUUGAUAUGUUUGUGCAGAAGAUAAGUGGACCUUUUGAUUUACUUUUUCUGUGUAAAAGUAAAUUCUAUGAGUCAAAUGUAAAUCAUUCAUCUGCGUCUCUACUUCUAUGUAUUCUCUCUGAAUCCGAAUCUUUUCUAUGUAAACUCUGUUACUCAACCGAUCCAUCUAUCCUCUAACAAAAACGAGUACAGUGCCUACACAGACCGCAAUUCGCGUACACCAAGGCAGAGUGAGCGCAAUCGACAGAGCUUGAUCGAGAACUUUUCGAAAUUGCAUCAAUUAAGGGUACCGUCAGCCCGCAUCUUUUAGCCGCAUCUUUUAGCCGGUUUCUAGUUGAAAGAUGUUCGAAGAGUAAGGUUGCCGGUAUCAUCUCUAAAAGAAGAAAUCACGAAAAACCCAGACUUGAAAUUCGUCAUUCCCCUCUCGAGUCGCGUGAAAGCCGCUUUAGACGGUCUGCUGCGACAACACACGCAAUUGGAGCAAAGUGCCGCGAGCGCGUUACAGGUGAUACACAACUCAGCGGCGGCUGAAGUUCGACAACCGACGCGAGACGUAAGCAUGAAGUCACUCCGGGAAACAAGAGGUGCCGAUGCUGCGGUAAAUCUCAUGAAUGCAGAUCCGAGAGCAACGCAGAGCGCGGUCGUGAUGAGAGUUAUGCGAGGUCGUGACUAGGAGAACUCUUUUUCUAAGGCAUUCACAUAGUAGAAGUUCUCUUUUUCUAUGAAAGAUCUACGGGUGCUAGGAACAGCAUCAGCAGGGAUACACACAUACAUUUAAGGCGUUGCUUCGCCAUACUUCCAGUUCGCGCAGCAUAAGAAAAACUAUGGACACUCUAACUACAUGGAAAGUGAACUGGCGAAACGGGGUCGCACGCGGAUGCGCGAUUAUUAAGUUUGAGGAUUACGGGUUGGAUGCUUGACAAUCUACGGGAGAGGAACUGAUGUGCUAAAUUGGGACGAAAGAAGCAAAACAUAGUAUUUAUCGCCAAGACGCAAAAACAUACUGUUUAUGAUCGCUGAAGAUGUUGGAGAACUUAUAACCAGUGAUCCAUUGAUUCAGAUUUUGCUUACAGUAAAUUGCCAACUCUAGAAGUGUCUACUAUUCAGUUCUACGACGUACACGUACACAUACACCAACAUAAAGAAGUUUACUAAUUACCAAGAUUUUGAUACUCGCAUUUUAGUGAUUGGGUGGUCAAGACUCGCGCAUCUUCACAGGCGUUAUGAAGGUAACUCUGAGUUCGAUCUCUUCUGAU